Messenger RNA from Zeugodacus cucurbitae (melon fly), 2098 nucleotides. RefSeq lists its product as uncharacterized. The coding region runs from base 108 to 1880 and encodes 590 amino acids. Lineage: Eukaryota; Metazoa; Arthropoda; Insecta; Diptera; Tephritidae. The record is from RefSeq and is a predicted model, not a curated record. The transcript is spliced from 2 exons.
AACAGCUGUUUUAUAGCAUGUGGCCAUUCUGUUAGUUAACUUUUUUGAAUUAUAUAAAAACAGAAAAAAGUGUUAAAUUUUUCGGAAAGUAACAAAUUGAAAUAAUCAUGUUUAAUACAUUCCUUCGUGUAGGAAGUCGAUCAGUUUUUAAAGGAUUACAAGUACCACAGUAUGAAGUUGCAGCACAAAGGCUAGCUUCUUUUACAGUACGAAAUAUCUUAAAUGAAACGUCUGACGAAACCGGCACAUUGUUUACACGUUUUGCAAAGCAUGUAGCAUUCGAAUUACAGAAAGAUGCUCCAAUAGUGCCCACAAUGAUCAGGUAUGCUGAUUAUUUUCCAAUCAGUGACAUACGUUACCUACACAGAGAGCUGGCUCGAUUAUCUCCUGAUCAACUGCCAGCUUUAAUAGUAUACGCAGUCAACUACAGAGCUGGUGCUGAUUUAAAUAAGUAUGCCACAUUAUUGAAUGAGUUAGAUGCGACAGCCGUAAGGCUGCUUCCAAGGAUGGAACUGGACACAAUUCUACGAACGUUGUAUGCUUUUCUGUAUCUCAUGCCCAACUGGAUUACGAAAAUAGAUUUUUACAAUGCAGCAAUGAAACAUAUAAUAGCGGUGGGGAUUGCCGAAGAUACACCAAAAGAAAAAUUUGUACAAAUAUGUUUCUAUUUGGGUUUGGAGAAAAAUCGUAGAGCUACAAACGUUGUAUCAUUUUCAAAUUUUCUGAAGGAUCAUUUAGAGACAUAUCUACCAAAAUUAACUACUUUGGAUUUGAUAAUAGUUGCAAAUGCAGCAUUCAAAACAUCAACUCGUAUAGAAAGCGAUACAUUUAAUAGUCGCUUAAUUGAAGAAACACUGAAACUCUCACUUAAUGAUUCUACCAACGACGCACUCUUAGUCACCUUAAUUAAAGCCAUGCGAUUUCAGCGAAUUCAUUCUAAGGAGGUGUGUGAGCACCUUACAAAGUACUGCUCUGAAGAUAUUGUGGAGAGGCUUCAAUUACGUGGUUGCAUUCACUUAUUCGCUUACUUUGCAGAUAAUCUUUGGGAUGAUGAGAAUUCCAUUGAAUCUGUGAUUGAUCAAUGUUUUCAACGAAUAGUUUCUUCGCGGAAGUUUGAUAUGCACGCUGAAAAUGUUCGUUGUAAAGACAUCGCCACAUAUCUGUGGUGCUGUGCACAACUUAACUGCAAAUUAUCCACAUCUGAUCUGCAAUUAAUUGAAUCAACGCUAUUAAAUAAAGUUGAUCAAAAUGAAUUUAAAAACUUUGUGGAUCAAUUAGUUGAUAGCUGUUUGUCCUUGUGGUCAUUGGGCUACAAAUCACGCGAACUUAUUGAAGAAGCGGUGAACCUGAAGCUAAAUGCGCGUUUUACGAACAAAAAAGAUCUAAGAGAUUUACCUAAAGUCGAAAGUCGCUUUCAGGUGCUUCUCUCAGCAAUAAGCAUAGAAGAACCUAAAUGGCAGUUCAAAAAUAUAAAAGGAUCUACGGAAGCAAGAAUCGAUAAAGAAGCACCGCCCUAUUUACUGAAAGACCGGCAAGUGUUGGUGGAUAUGUCGAAGAAAAUUGCAGAACACUCCGAUGUACAAUCUACACAAUUAGUCUGUCCAAUUAGUGGUAUAAAUAUUCCCAGCAUUCUAGUGAGUUAUAAAGAACCUGCUAAUUUGAGAGUAUUUGUGGAGCUAAUUCCAAAGGAGCAGCAGUUGAGAUUUAGUAAGUCUCCUAUUGGAUUAAUAGGUCUAAAGACUCGAUUAUUAUCAUCUCUGGGAUAUAAAGUCAUAACAAUAACUGAGUCUCAGUAUAAUGAGGAUGAAAUUAGUUUAGCAUUUUUGGCGCAUAAUAUCGAAGACAGUGAAAUUCCGAAAACUCAAUCAUUAAACGCUUAAAAAUUAAUUUCAAAUGUGAUUAUGUUAUCAAUUAUGUAAGGAUUGUACCUGCAAUAAGAAAAUAUUAUAUUAGUAUGAGUAUAAUUUACCAAAAAAAACAACAUUUUAUGGGUAAUAAUUUGUAAUAAAUACAUACUGAUUCGGAACAAUUUACUGAUCAAUACUAUAUAAAGGAAUAUAGAAAUAGUCCAAAUACAAUUUAUCAAGAAGAAAAGUAU